UCAUAUGUUAUGUGACGUAACUUAACUGACAUAUGUUUUGCACAUUAUUUUAUAUUUAAAUAAAAGUCUCAAAAUUAAAGUAGAUUUUUUAUUUAUUUAUCUAUUAAAAUGGCUUUGCGGCAAGCAUUUUCAACAAUAUUAAAAAUUUCACCACGUUAUGUUACUCCAAAAGUAAAUAUCCAUUCUACUGCUUUGCUAUGCAAAGUAGAAGAUCGCAAAGAAAUGCUUGCCUCUAUGCCAACAAGAGAUGAGGGAACUGUCGGCGAAAGAUCAAUUGAUAUUGAUACUUUAAUGAGCAAGAAAGAUAAAUUCUUUCCCGAUGCUUCAACAGCCUCACAAUUGUUCAAUGGAAUUCCCUUCAAUGAACUUCCAGUAUGUAAUGUCCGAGUUUCUAAGAACAAUACCAUUAUAUCAUUUACUGACUACAAAGGUGUGAUAAGACUAAUACGAUCCUGCGGUAUCGAGGGAUUCAAGAAUACCAGAAAAGGAACAAACAUUGCAGCUCAAGCAACUGCCAUUACAAUUGGAUCGAAAGCCGUUGAGCUUGGCUGGAAGACGAUACGAGUCAAGGUUCGUGGUCUUGGACCCGGACGUAUGUCUGCUAUAAAAGGCCUUCAAAUGAGUGGACUCAAUAUAGUAUCGAUAACCGAUAACACUUUCGUAUCCUGGAGUCCUCCUCGACCACCAAAACAAAGGAAAUUGUAAACCCAAGAAAACAAACCAAAAAAUAAAUUAAUUUUUUUUUGAAAUAUCAAAUUUA
Eupeodes corollae is the source of this 760-nucleotide messenger RNA. It is a transcript of the gene mRpS11, whose product is annotated as 30S ribosomal protein S11. The transcript has 5 exons. The record is from RefSeq and is a predicted model, not a curated record. Bases 109 to 705 code for a protein of 198 amino acids. Gene Ontology annotation, cellular component: mitochondrial small ribosomal subunit; ribosome. Gene Ontology annotation, biological process: translation; ribosomal small subunit assembly; maturation of SSU-rRNA from tricistronic rRNA transcript (SSU-rRNA, 5.8S rRNA, LSU-rRNA). NCBI's taxonomy places the organism in Eukaryota, Metazoa, Arthropoda, Insecta, Diptera, Syrphidae. Gene Ontology annotation, molecular function: small ribosomal subunit rRNA binding; mRNA 5'-UTR binding; structural constituent of ribosome.